Messenger RNA from Medicago truncatula (barrel medic), 1302 nucleotides. Its product is annotated as 60S acidic ribosomal protein P0. The coding region runs from base 171 to 1142 and encodes 323 amino acids. The transcript is spliced from 5 exons. Gene Ontology annotation, cellular component: cytosolic large ribosomal subunit. The record is from RefSeq and is a predicted model, not a curated record. Lineage: Eukaryota; Viridiplantae; Streptophyta; Magnoliopsida; Fabales; Fabaceae. Gene Ontology annotation, biological process: ribosome biogenesis; ribosomal large subunit assembly; cytoplasmic translation. Gene Ontology annotation, molecular function: large ribosomal subunit rRNA binding; structural constituent of ribosome.
CACAUCCCAACCUUUUCACGCUCGCUCUCUCCACCGAACCCUAAAACCCUUCCUUCCUUCCAAAAAGAGCAGGUUAAAGUGACGGCAACGUCCGCCUUGACUGAACUAUUUGUCUUGGCCCUUUAAUUUCCUCUCUCUCUCUUUUUCUUCUUCUGAAAACCCAAUCAACAAUGGCAGUAAAACCUACCAAAGCCGAGAAGAAGCAGAACUACGAUGCUAAGCUUUGCCAGCUUAUCGAUGAAUACACCCAAAUCCUUGUUGUCAACGCCGACAACGUUGGAUCUAAACAGCUACAGAACAUUCGUCAGGGUCUACGUGGUGACUCCGUUGUUCUCAUGGGAAAGAACACCAUGAUGAAGCGAUCUGUUCGUAUGCACGCUGAGAAAACUGGCAACAAUGCUUUUCUCAACCUUAUCCCUCUUCUUGUCGGAAAUGUUGGUUUGAUUUUCACAAAAGGUGACUUGAAGGAAGUCAGUGAAGAAGUUGCUAAAUACAAGGUUGGAGCUCCUGCCCGUGUUGGUUUGGUUGCUCCAAUUGAUGUCGUUGUUCCUCCAGGCAACACAGGGCUCGACCCAUCUCAGACCUCUUUCUUCCAGGUGCUCAACAUCCCAACCAAGAUUAACAAGGGUACUGUGGAAAUCAUUACCCCAGUGGAACUGAUUAAGAAAGGAGACAAGGUUGGAUCUUCUGAAGCUGCAUUGCUUGCCAAGUUAGGUAUUAGGCCCUUUUCAUAUGGGCUUGUGGUCCUUUCUGUUUAUGACAAUGGUUCAGUGUUUAGCCCUGAGGUUCUUGACCUCACUGAGGAUGACCUUGUUGCGAAGUUCGCUAUUGGGGUUUCCAUGGUCACUUCACUUUCAUUGGCCAUCUCUUACCCAACACUUGCCGCUGCUCCUCAUAUGUUUGUCAAUGCCUACAAGAACGUUCUUGCUUUUGCCGUUGCUACCGAAUAUUCUUUCCCUGAGGCAGACAAGGUUAAGGAGUACCUGAAGGACCCAAGUAAAUUUGCUGUAGCUGUUGCUGCCCCAGCUGCUGCUGCAUCUGGUGGUGCCCCUGCUGCCGCUGCCAAGGAGGAGGCUAAGAAGGAAGAGCCUGAAGAAGAGUCUGAUGAAGACAUUGGUUUCGGUCUAUUUGGUGAUGAUUAGAUUCUUUAGUUUUGCUAUUAGUGGAGUUAAAUUUUGCUUUAUUAGAUUUCAUGAGAUCAUACUUGGUUCAUUCUCAGAGUACUCUGCUGUUUUUCCAUUCCAUGUUAUAUUUCGACUUUAUCAAAUUUUCUCGUUUUAAAUUCAUUAUGGCUUACUGAUA